UUCCUUUAGCCCAGCAUUUCCAGAAUGGAAAAUAAUGAACGUGUCUUAAGGAGGAAAUUAGAAAUGGUCUGUGGUGUUCCCCUAUUCUGGAGUAUUGUUGAAGAAUGGGCCCAGGUGGAAUCAUUCCAGGCGAGGCCAGAUGACCUUCUCAUUUCCACCUACCCGAAAUCAGGCACAACCUGGAUCAGUGAAAUUGUGGACAUGAUCUAUAACAACGGUGAUGCAGAGAAGUGUAAACGGGAUGCGAUUUACCUUCGGGUCCCUUUCAUGGAGCUGAUCGUCCCUGGAAUUUCAAAUGGUGUUGCACAGCUGGCUAAAAUGCCCUCUCCCCGGUUAGUAAAGACCCAUCUUCCUGUUCAACUCCUUCCUGACUCCUUCUGGGAAAACAACUGCAAGAUCAUCUACGUUGCCCGAAAUGCCAAGGAUGUGGCAGUCUCUUAUUACCAUUUCUACCAAAUGGCAAAGAUGCAUCCAGAGCCUGGCACCUGGGAUGAAUUCCUGGAGAAGUUUGUAACUGGGGAAGUUGUGUUUGGACCUUGGUAUGAUCAUGUGAAAGGCUGGUGGGAGAAGAGAAAGGACAAGCCGAUUCUGUACCUGUUCUAUGAGGACAUGAAAGAGGUGCGGGAGGGAAAGAAUAUAAACUCAU
Molecule: messenger RNA, 646 nt
Organism: Terrapene triunguis (Three-toed box turtle)
Lineage: Eukaryota; Metazoa; Chordata; Testudines; Emydidae
Product: sulfotransferase 1 family member D1-like
Exons: 5
Biological process (GO): sulfation
Cellular component (GO): cytoplasm
Molecular function (GO): sulfotransferase activity
Source: RefSeq, a predicted model, not a curated record